CAAGAAAUCAGACCAUUACCAUCCCCUGUCCCUGAUAUCCCUGAUGGCGGGAGUGUCCGAUGAUUUCCUCAAGAAAAUUUUGAGGUUGUGCUUCAGUGUUAAAGAACCUGCAGAACCAAAAUUGAAAGCGCUAAAAACUCCUUGUUACAAUGUUACUGAUAGAUUAUUUUCUAACGUGAAAAUAGAAGCGACUGAUGCUGCUUAUUCGGCUGAAUUUUCUGAUGCCUUCGUCAAGUACGACAUUCGUUCUGACAACUCUAUUCCACUGCCAUGGUUUUGGAUAGACUCUAUUGAAGACAUUGUCAAAUCUUGUUGUGGAGAAUCCAACUGUGUUGAUGAUGCAACAGUCAGUUUGGAAGAAUUCUUGAGAGAUGAAGAUAAUAUCAGACAUUUACUGAAAGUUCAGGAGGCAAAAACUGAAGCAGAAAUACAGGCAAUCAUUUCCCAUCAUUUGUUCUCAAAGCUUGCACCAUCAGGAUCAUAUAUUUUGAAUGCAGACUGUAAUCCUUUGGGAGUCAACAAAUGUCCGGUGUGUAAUGUCGAACUUGUCCUUGGGAACACAUCUUUAGGAAACUAUUUAGCUUGGUAUGGACAUCCUCAUAUUUUGGUUGACAGAUCUACAGUUAAAGUUCAAAUUGAAGAAAGCGAAAGUGAUGAUGAGAUUGAAGAUAAUGAACAACAACAAUCUGGUACAAAAAGGUUAAAGAUGAUGGUCGAUGCAAAACAACAGAGUACUAUCAGUACUGGUGCUGAUUGCAAAGAUUCAUAUAGUCUCAGAGACACGCAUAAAGAUUAUGCUUUUAGAACUGAAAAGGCUUUGAGGCAUGUUUUUGCUCAAACAAUUACAAAUGCUUUUUACCAAGCAAAACAGAACCCAGAAAUGGAAGAUAUCUUUAUUCCAUCAUUUUUAGUCUCGGAUGUUAAAUUAAAAAUUCUUAUGUACAAUUGUAAAAGAGACAGACUUUAUAUAUCAGAUGAUAUGUUACUGUUUGAAGCCUGGAGUGAAAAUGGCAUAAAUGUUGGUACAAUUGUUUCAAUAUGGUUGGCAUUAAAUUUAGAAAAUUUUAAACAAGAUAUAAUUGAUGAUGAAGUAUAUGAAACAAUAGGACAUGGAAAGUCUACCUUUCAGGAAAAUUUGCACGAAGAAGUUUUGUUGAUAUACAAGCAUCAAUUACAAAAACCUUUGUCAGGGAAAAAAUGGCCUUCUGAUUCUUCUUCAUCUACAACAUUAGGAAGAAGGGUCGUACGAACUCAAAAGUGGAUUGAAACUUAUGAUAAGCUUGAAAGUUUGGCUGCAAACUAUUUCACAGAAAGUGCUGGUGAAUGACCCUACAUAAUGAAAUAUAAAUAUACAAGAAUUAAAUAGACUGAUUGAUUUUCUU
This is a messenger RNA of Mytilus californianus (California mussel), 1382 nucleotides long. RefSeq lists its product as uncharacterized. The record is from RefSeq and is a predicted model, not a curated record. The transcript is spliced from 3 exons. The coding region runs from base 44 to 1327 and encodes 427 amino acids. Lineage: Eukaryota; Metazoa; Mollusca; Bivalvia; Mytilida; Mytilidae.